AUGUUUAAAUUUUUAUUUACUCUGAGCAGAAGUAUUAAGCCAGUUAAUUUAUUAAGAAUGUCUGAAGAAGUCAAAAAACAGGUUGAAUCAUUAAUCUCUGAACACCAUGUAAUGGUUUUUUCUAAAACUUAUUGUUCGUAUUGCUCUAAUACGAAAAGAAUACUAGAGGAAGAGUGCAUUGAUUUCUACGCUUUAGAACUGGAUAAAAUUGACAAUGGAAAUGAAAUCCAGGGAUUCUUAUUUGAAAAGACGUCUCAAAGAACAGUGCCUAAUAUUUUUAUUGGAGGAAAACAUAUUGGGGGUAAUUCAGAUUUAGAAGCUCUUAGGACUAAAGGCGAAUUAAAGUUAUAUCUUAAAUAG
Molecule: messenger RNA, 360 nt
Organism: Pneumocystis murina B123
Lineage: Eukaryota; Fungi; Ascomycota; Pneumocystomycetes; Pneumocystales; Pneumocystaceae
Product: glutaredoxin
Exons: 4
Coding region: 1-360 (119 amino acids)
Biological process (GO): cellular response to oxidative stress
Cellular component (GO): cytoplasm
Molecular function (GO): glutathione disulfide oxidoreductase activity
Source: RefSeq, a predicted model, not a curated record